CCCGCCUACCGACCGACCGACCGACCGACCGACCGACCAUGGGGCAGGCAAAUCGAGCAAGCAGUGUCACAACUGAGAGCAAGCGGUGUCACAACAACCCAAAACCAACAGCACGUGCGGUUUAGCUCCCACCUGCCCUCGGUGGUUCUGUCAUAACAUAAUAGGGAAGUCGAGGGGCACACUGGCAGUUUCUGGGGCGAUUUGUUAUAGGGAUGUGAGGAGGCGCCUUGUUGGUUGAAUUUCCUGUUCGGGUAACUAUGCGCAGCAGCGUGGACCGUACGCGGUACGCCUCUCUGUCUUCUGGGGUCUCACGGAGGAGGUUUCGUUCUUGAUUGUAUAUCGCUGAAUCCUUCAUCAGACAUUCGUCAGCAAUUGGUUCCUCCUGCCACCGAUUUGGCCCCGAGGAGAAAGCAGCGGAGUCUUCAAGUCCAAGUCGCUUCAGUCGCCCACCCCACUACGAGCACUUCCCAGGAAAACAGGACAAACAGAACGGCCGAAGCGAUCGGCCAAAUCGACCAUUUUUGCUUGCUUGCUUGGCUGUAUGUCUGUCUGUAUGUCUGUCUGUCUGUUCUAUCUGCCUGCCUGAUUGCCUGCCUGGCUUCCUGCCUGGCUGCCUGCCUGGCAUCCUGCCUGGCUGCCUGCCUGUCUCUGUCUAUCUGUUUGCCUGUAUAUCUGUCUGUCUGUGUCUGCGCGCUCCUCAAUCUGUCCCUCUCCGACUCACACUGCUGAUUGAUCACCGCUAUCAGUGGCCCGGAAGCCGGGAUAUACUUUGCAUUCGUCGAUUGGCCUCCUCCUCCUCCUCCUCCUCCUCCUCCUCCUCCUGCUGCUCCUCCUCCUCCUUGACGUUUUUUGUCUUCCUCCUCCGUUGUUCCCCUCUUGAUGUACAUUGUGCACUGAUCAAUCAUCCUUGCCUUCCAUCUUUAUCGUCGACAUUGUCAUCGCGAUCAUCGGGAUCUUCGAUGGCCGGGAUCUGUACUCCUCCUUUGAAGGCGAGCGUGCACCUGCGGUGCUGCCGAGCAAGACUAGUAUCUGCGAAUCGGUGCUUACUUUGAGAGAGAGAGAGAGAGAGAGAGAGAGAGAGAGAGAGAGAGAGAGAGAGAGAGAGAGAGAGAGAGAGAGAGAGAGAGAGAGAGAGAGAGAGAGAGAGAGAAGGGGUGGUGGUGGUGGUGAAGGAAGAGGUGUUUCCUCCCUUUUCUCUCUUUUUCUCGGUCCUGCGGUUCUUGGGAGUGCAACUCUUUUCCCCCGACAUUCGCCGCUAUCACAAGGCAGGGAGAGUUCCAUCCACGACCUGCAGCCGACCAAAUUUUCAGUCAUUUUCAGAAGCGAUCGAUCGACAACGGUGCCCGUGGCGCGGGUUACUAAUUAGCUAUUAAGGUCUUUUGGCAUCGCCUGUUUCCGUCAUCAUUGACAUCGUCUAGACUGAGACAACGGGAACGCGAAAAUGAACCAGUAUGAAAAGGUUGAGAAGAUCGGGGAAGGGACGUAUGGGAUUGUGUACAAGGCUCGCGAUAAGAUCACAAAUGAGACGAUAGCCUUGAAGAAAAUUAGGCUGGAGCAAGAAGAUGAAGGUGUUCCCAGCACAGCUAUCAGAGAAAUCUCUCUCCUCAAGGAGAUGCAUCAUGGCAAUAUUGUCCGUUUGCAGGAUGUGGUGCACAGUGACAAACGUCUGUAUCUGGUCUUCGAGUAUUUGGACUUGGAUUUGAAGAAACACAUGGAUAGUUGUCCCAGCCUUGCGAAAGAUACGCGAUUGAUCAAGCGGUAUUUGUAUCAGAUUCUGAAGGGUAUUGCAUACUGCCACUCACUUCGAGUUCUGCACAGGGACCUGAAGCCACAGAAUCUUUUGAUCGAUCGACGAACAAAUUCCCUGAAGCUUGCGGAUUUUGGCCUUGCACGAGCAUUUGGAAUCCCUGUGAGAACGUUUACACAUGAGGUUGUGACCCUCUGGUACCGAGCACCGGAGAUUCUCUUGGGGUCGAGGCAUUACUCUACACCGGUGGAUGUGUGGUCUGUUGGAUGCAUCUUUGCGGAGAUGGUGAAUCAGCGGCCUCUUUUCCCCGGUGACUCAGAAAUUGACGAGUUGUUCAAGAUAUUUCGAACUCUUGGAACGCCGAACGAGGAGACAUGGCCGGGUGUGACAUCACUGCCAGAUUUUAAGACAGCAUUCCCGAAAUGGCCAAAGAAGAAAAUGCUGUGUUUAGAGCCCAGCAAGAGAGUCACUGCUCGUGCAGCUUUGGAGCAUGAGUACUUCAAGGACCUCGACCCAUUGCCAUGAAUAUGACGGAGGGGUGGGGUGAAUCCUUCUGGGUUACAAGGGUGAGAAAUUUGAAUGAGGUGGGUGGUGUCCUCUCGCAGCGAGAUCCAGCUAUAACGAUC
Messenger RNA from Chara braunii, 2373 nucleotides. The record is from the annotation of a GenBank genome assembly. Lineage: Eukaryota; Viridiplantae; Streptophyta; Charophyceae; Charales; Characeae.